Molecule: messenger RNA, 2247 nt
Organism: Brassicogethes aeneus
Lineage: Eukaryota; Metazoa; Arthropoda; Insecta; Coleoptera; Nitidulidae
Source: the annotation of a GenBank genome assembly
AAACAAUUUAAUAACUUUUCUUGCUCCCUUUGAUAGAAAAGGUUAUUAUAAUGCAUAAAUUAUAAAUAAAUAAAGAUUUCAAUGUUAAUUUUAUUGAUUUAGUUUCUUAAGUAACUUUGUAUGAGUUGUGCUUGUACCAUGAGUUCUGCUGUAAAUGGAUUACCCCACCUUGUCAGUCGUAGUUGAAUCAACUUGCAGCCCCGCAUAAAUCUGCGUGGAAAACCCGCAGCCAACCGAGAUCGACCGUAUAAAACCAAUCACGAAAACAAUUUUAACACAGUCUUCGUCAAAAUCUUCUCCAAGUGAAAAUCAUGGUGGCGGGACUUUUGCUGUUUUUGGCGUGUCUGAUUGGUGCACAGGCCACUCCGUUCCUGCUGAUGGAAAAAUACAUCGAAGAUUUUCAGAAUGGUUUGAAGGAAUUGCACGAGAUGUCGCACUCGUAUAAGCCUCACGAGCAACACUACGACCAUGAGAAGUACAACGAAACUCAAGCUGCAUACGAAGCCGAAGAGUUCGACUUUAUCAUAGUGGGCGGCGGAAGCUCUGGUUCCGUGCUGGCUAAUAGGCUAUCAGAGAUCCCAGAGUGGAAGGUAUUGGUUCUUGAAGCCGGUGAACCAGAGACCGAGUUCACCAAAGUACCGAUGAUGAGGAACUACCUUCAAACGACCCCAUACGUGUGGAACCACAAGACCGUACCUCAAAAACAAGCCUGUCUAGGUAUGACGGACCACCAAUGUACCAUCGAAUCAGGAAGGGCCUUGGGAGGAAGUUCAGCCGUAAACGACAUGUUAUACAUCCGAGGUCACCCGAAGGAUUACGAUCUAUGGGCCGAUGAAGAAAACCUGGGCUGGUGUUGGGCCGACGUCGAAGAUCGCUACAAAAAAAUAGAGGACGCCUACUUGAAGCAUUUUGACAGAAAAUACCACAGAUACGGUGGAAACGUUCAUCUAGAAAACCCUAGGUAUGUAACGCCGAAAAUCAAGGAGCACAUUUUGGGGGCAGCCGAGGAGUUGGGGUUGAACACUGUGGAUUACAACGGUAAACACCAACUGGGUUUCGGCGUUGCGCAGGUUACAACUAAGAACGGUAAGAGAUUUAGCACUGCUGAGGCGUACUUAGAGCCCGCUGUGACGAGACCCAACUUGGUUGUGAGACCGGGUUGUCAGGUAACGAAACUCAUCAUCAGUACGCACACCAAGGAGGCUACAGGUGUCAGAUACAUUCACGAAGGGAAGUUGUUUACGUCCAAAGCCAAGAAGGAGGUUAUUUUAGCCGCGGGCGCCAUAAAUUCAGCCCAACUGCUGUUAUUAUCAGGUGUUGGCCCUAAGGAAGACUUAGAGCAAUUGCACAUAGACGUAGUGUCAGACCUGCCAGUGGGUCUGCAUUUGAAGGACCACAUGGGCUUCAACGGUCUCAACUUCAUUUACAACGACUCUCACGUCGAGCAACAAUUGAAAAAAAUCUUCGGAAACGAAGGGGAGGUUAUAGAUUACCUCAAGAGUGGACACGGGCCUCUGACAAGCGUACCCAACGAGGUAAUAGCUUUCCUUAAGACUGAAGCGUCCAAAGACCACUCGGACUACCCAGAUCUACAGCUACUGUUCACCUCAGACAUUUUUAACCACGGCCACGAGCAUUUGAGGUACCUCAACAUCGACCACGAGGUCUACAACCGCAUGUGGAAGCACUUGGAGGGAUUAAAAGGCUUCAGCAUCAUCUUACGCCUGACGAACCCUAAAUCCAGAGGUCACAUGAAGCUAUUGGACAAAGACCCGCUGCACAAACCUUUGAUAGACCUCAACCUUCUUUCCGAUGAAGACGAAAACGAUCUAGAAACCUUACUAGCCGGCAUCAAGAUAGCCUUUAAGUUGGCUCAAACCAAGUCGAUGCAAAACCUGGGCAUCCACAUCAACACCCACGCAGCUCCAGGCUGCGACAAGCACCUAUUCGACACCAAGGACUUCUGGAUCUGCCAGAUCAAGCAUCUUUCGUACAAUCUCCGACAAGUCAGUGGUACUGCGAAGAUGGGCCCGAAAAGCGACAAAACAGCGGUAGUAGACAACCACUUGAAAGUCUACGGGGUGCACAAGCUCAGAGUGGCCGAUGCGAGUGUUAUUCCUGUCACUAUUACAGGGAACUACUUUGCCGCUGAAGUUUUGAUUGGCGAAAAGGCUUCAGAUAUCAUCAAGGAAGAAUGGAAAUAACUUUACCCAUAGCACUGUAAUUUAUUAUGUAGAAAAUAAAUAA